UUUUAGAUAAGACUUUCAGAGUGCAGUUAACACUUCACAUAUUUGCUAUGUGACGUCUUCGAAGAACUCUCGUACCAUCUUGAAAAGUCCUUGGCAUCUAUCAGUUGAACAUUGAAAAACCAUGGGGAAUCACCUUACGGAGAUUGCACCGAAUGCCUCCUUUCUUCCUACCUUUCACACUCUACAUGUGGUUGUCAUUGGGUUGGACUCUGCUGGAAAGACCUCCCUCUUAUACAGACUAAAGUUCAAGGAGUUUGUGAAAUGUGUUCCCACCAAGGGCUUUAACAUGGAAAAAAUAAAGGCCUCGGUUGUGAAUUCGAAAGCAAUCACUUUUCAGGUCUGGGAUGUUGGUGGCCAGGAGAAACUUAGACCUUUAUGGAAAUCCUAUACUAGAAGGACUGAUGGCUUGGUGUUUGUGGUGGAUUCUUCAGAAAAGGAGCGUAUGGAGGAAGCCAAAGUGGAACUACACAAAAUUACUAGGAGUUCUGAAAAUCAAGGUGUGCCUGUUUUAAUCCUCGCCAACAAGCAGGAUGUGGCAGAUGCAGCAUCAGUAACGGAGGUGGAGAAGUUACUAGCUGUACAUGAACUAGGCACGUCCACCUUGAGUCACAUUCAGGGCUGUAGCGCUGUGGAUGGCAGAGGUUUGCCCCAAGGACUUGAAAAACUCAACGAGAUGAUCCUAAAGAGGAAGAAGAUGCUGAGACACAGCAAAAAGAAGCGGUGAGCUGCCAAAGCGUUA
Molecule: messenger RNA, 739 nt
Organism: Nanorana parkeri
Lineage: Eukaryota; Metazoa; Chordata; Amphibia; Anura; Dicroglossidae
Gene: ARL4D
Product: ADP ribosylation factor like GTPase 4D
Exons: 1
Coding region: 122-724 (200 amino acids)
Biological process (GO): vesicle-mediated transport; intracellular protein transport
Cellular component (GO): cytoplasm
Molecular function (GO): GTPase activity; GTP binding
Source: RefSeq, a predicted model, not a curated record